This is a messenger RNA of Scaptodrosophila lebanonensis, 1133 nucleotides long. RefSeq names its product FAM172 family protein homolog CG10038-like. The transcript has 5 exons. The record is from RefSeq and is a predicted model, not a curated record. Gene Ontology annotation, molecular function: siRNA binding. Gene Ontology annotation, biological process: regulatory ncRNA-mediated heterochromatin formation. The coding region runs from base 94 to 1011 and encodes 305 amino acids. NCBI's taxonomy places the organism in Eukaryota, Metazoa, Arthropoda, Insecta, Diptera, Drosophilidae. Gene Ontology annotation, cellular component: nucleus.
GAACGCGACUAAUAAGCCGGCAGCAUUUAACAAAUAUAAACUAACUCUACGUUGUUAGUUCGUUUUAAUAAAUAAAAUCGUCAAUUUGGUAACAUGGAGGCGGCAUCGCAGGAGUACGAUAAGGCCAUUGCCCUAUUGCGGGAAUUUGGAUAUGGUUUCAAUGCCUCGGGACAGCUGCGACAGAUUGAUGCUACUAGUGGGGAACCUGGGGAGAAGCCGUUCGAGUUCAAGGUCAGCGAGGAUUUUGACCAAAACCAAAGGCACUACGAAAAGCUGGGAGAUAUAAUACAAGAAAUCGUUUAUGGUUUGCUGGAAAAGAAUGGUCUGAAACGUCUCUAUAUUCCCUUUCGUACGCCUGCCGAGCAGGCAAGUUUUGUAUUCACGCAGCCGGAGGAAGUAAAGAAAUCAAAAAAGUUGCUAGUUCUGAUAAACGGCAGUGGAGUUGUGCGUGCCGGUCAGUGGGCCAGAAGUCUGAUUAUCAACCAUUCUUUGGAUCAUGGCUCUCAAUUGCCUUAUAUACAGAGGGCUCAAGAGCUUGGCUACGAUAUUGUCGUUACGAAUACGAACGAUAAUGAGCGAUACAUUAAUGGAAAGUUUAGUCGCAUUGAAGGCGUUGCUACUGCCCUAGAUCAUGCCAAUUAUGCAUGGGAACAUAUUGUAAUGGCCUCGGAUCCAGAGAGCGUUGCCAUUGUGGCGCACAGCUAUGGUGGCUAUUUAACAAUUCAAUUGUCAAAGAUGCACAAAGAGUUCUUCAAGAAGAAAGUAUUUGCUAUAGCUCUGACCGAUUCUUCGCACGGUAGCCUGCCGGAUGACAGCAAAGAAUAUCUGCGUAAGGUCGCCUGUAAUUGGGCCUCUUCUGAGAAGCCUCUCGAUGCGAAACUGCCAACAUCCGAUCGCGAUGUGCCACGCAUCUCUGCAGGCCAUCCCAAGCACGAGUGGAGCUCGUAUGCAGCUAUGGAGUCUGUAAUGAAAUAUUUCGAGCAAAAGUACGAACAGUUUACUCGAGAAUAGGGUAUACGACUGGUGAACAAUAAUGUUAUUUCUAUGGAAAUCAAUAAUGGAAUUACGCGCAUUAUAUGCUAUAUUAUACAUGGUAGACACUUCAUAAUAAAAUUAAUAUGUUUAUAACACAA